AUCAUUUCCACGAUGAGGUGGACUUUUCCAGAAUCUGGAAAUUGGACUUGCGCUGUGGAAAUUCCAGACGAUAUUUCCAUGUCGAACUGGAAACGCAUUGCUCAGGUCAUGUUUGGAUAUUUAGCCAUCGAAAGCUCAGGAUCCAGUGCCCCACGAUGAAGCCCACUAAAAAAUGCGCCUCUUCAAUCGUCUCACUAACACCAUGAGCGGCCAAAAAUCGCAAAUUUUCCCCCAAAUCCUGGCCACAACCAUCGUCUCCUGGCUCUCCAUAAUCGUCGGCUACUCCUCCGCCUACUACUCCCCCGCCGAAUCAACAAUGAUCACCGACUUGAACAUGACAAAAAACGAGGCGUCCUGGGUAUGCAGCCUCCUCCCGGUGGGGGCCCUCGUCGGCAGCCUCUCCGGGGGGCCCUCCCUCGACUGGCUCGGCCGCAAGGGCACCCUCAUCCUCACCGACGUGUUUUUCCUAACGGCUUGGUGCAUCAACUAUUUUUCGACAAACUGUUGGACCAUGUACACCAGUCGGAUUUUGAACGGUUUAAGUGUGGGGAUUGCUUCGUUCGCACUCCCGGUAUAUCUAGCCGAGACGCUGGAGCCCGAGAUCAGGGGGCGCCUGGGUCUCUUCCCCACAGCGUUCGGGAAUUUCGGGAUUUUGCUGUGUUUCGUCACGGGGAGUGUGUUCGAGUGGAGGGGACUGGCGGGGAUUGGGGCCCUGCUCACGGUCCCGUUCCUGGGGGCUGUGUGGGUGGUGCCCGAGACGCCCCGCUGGUACAUGUCCAAGAGGCGGGUUCAAAGGGCACAGAGGGCCCUCCAGUGGUUUGGUUACUCGGACAAGGGGUUGCAAGACUUGAACCAGAACAAACCCAAACUGAGAUACUCAAAGUCGCACUUGAAGGUGCUAGGGAUUGUGUUGGGAUUGAUGUUCUUCCAACAGUUCAGUGGGAUUAACGCUGUUAUUUUCUACACAACUCGGAUUUUUCAGGAGGCGGGUUCGUCCCUAAACGCCUCACUUUGUACCGCAAUUAUAGGCUUAGUUAAUUUUAUUUCAACGUUUAUUGCGGCGAUUCUAGUCGAUCGAUUGGGCCGGAAGGCCCUUAUGUACACUUCUAGUGCCGUUAUGGCCCUAAUGUUGGCAGUCCUUGGCCUGUACUUCUACUUGUUGCGGCAAGGAGUGGAGUUGGGGUCGCUUGAGUGGCUCCCACUGUCCUGUUUUAUUUUCUACGUUUUGGGGUUUUCGUUCGGUUGGGGGCCGAUUCCUUGGCUCAUGAUGGGGGAGAUCCUCCCGGCGGUUAUCCGGGGUCAGGCGGCGUCCAUUUCAGCGGCGUUCAACUGGAGUUGCACUUUUAUUAUUACGAAGACGUUUCCGCUUUUUGUCGAUUCAGUUGGCGCACAUUACGCCUUCUGGUUCUUCUGCAUCUUUAUGAUCUGUUCGAUGGUUUUCCUCAAGUUGGCAGUGCCGGAAACGAAGAAGCGGACACUCGAGGACAUUGAGAGAAUAUUGGCUAGUAGUUAAUUAGCAUACUUACCACUUGUACAUAUUCAUCAACAACUGCAAAUAAAUUUGGUGCAACACCA
Tribolium castaneum (red flour beetle) is the source of this 1575-nucleotide messenger RNA. Its product is annotated as facilitated trehalose transporter Tret1. The transcript is spliced from 2 exons. The coding region runs from base 173 to 1513 and encodes 446 amino acids. The record is from RefSeq and is a predicted model, not a curated record. Gene Ontology annotation, molecular function: sugar transmembrane transporter activity. NCBI's taxonomy places the organism in Eukaryota, Metazoa, Arthropoda, Insecta, Coleoptera, Tenebrionidae. Gene Ontology annotation, cellular component: membrane. Gene Ontology annotation, biological process: transmembrane transport; carbohydrate transport.